CAUCGCGGUGGACCAAAAUUCGCGAGUCGUACUGCCAAACACAUCCAAGCGUUGGAAUUCAUCGUAUCCUUCACCAAUCCCUCUUCCCUCUAUCUUCCUUCUUGUCUCUCCUCCACACCCCCCCUACUCACUCCCCUCUAAUGGCGCCCACAUCUCAGGGUUCCGUCGUCUCCGAGAACAAGAACAAUGCUGCGUGCAUGCCGAAUAAGCCGGCGCCGACGGCAAAUGGAGCGACGGUGAAGUUCAAUCCCUGUUUGUCGGAGAACAAGACGUCCAUCAGGGGAGUGGUGGCGCAGCUGCUGGCGAUGGUUAAUCCGGAGAAGCCGCUGAUAUCCCUCGGGGUCGGGGACGCCUCCUCGUUCCCGUGCUUCCGGAAGGGGAAGGACUUUUCAGACUCCCUCCUCGCCGCUGUUUCUUCCUCCAUGUUCGACUGCUAUCCCCCCUCCUACGGCUUCCCCUUUGCCCGCAGGGCGGUGGCGGAAUUCCUGUCGAAGGGAGUGAAGCAUGGCAUCCGGGAGGACAGCGUGUACCUGACGGUGGGAGGGACGCAGGCCAUCCAGGUCUGCUUGACGGUGCUGGCGAGCCCCGGCAGCAACCUGCUCCUCCCUCGGCCGGGCUUCCCCCCUUACGAGACCGCCUGCGAGCUCGCCGGCGUCGAGGCCCGGUACUACGACCUGGCGCCCCGGCGUGGCUGGGAGAUGGACGUGUCCCAACUCCGCUCCCUGGCCGACGCCAACACCGCCGCGCUGGUCAUCAUCAACCCCAACAACCCCUGCGGCGCCGUCUACUCCUCCACCCAUCUCCAACAGAUCGCCGAGACCGCCAGAGACCUAAACAUCCCUAUCAUCGCCGACGAGAUCUACGGGCACAUGGUCUUCGGUGGAAGCAGAUUCAUCCCGAUGGCCUCCUUCGCUCACCUGACUCCCGUCAUCACCAUCGGAGCCUUGUCGAAGCGUUGGAUGCUCCCCGGUUGGCGUCUCGGAUGGCUCGCCAUUUGUGACCCUCAUGGGCUUAUAAAGCAGGUGAAGGUGGCGACGGAGAUGCUCAUGAACGUUACUUCGGGACCUGCAUCUGUGGUUCAGGCAGCAGUUCCUGGAAUUCUCUCUGAUUCCCAUGAAGAGUUCCACAGGAAUGUCCUCACGGUGCUGGAAUCCUCACUGGAUGCCCUUUAUGCCAGGAUUGGUCAGAUCGAAGUCCUCCAGUGCCACUCUCGACCUCAGGGUUCAAUGUUCAUGAUGGUGGAGAUCAACACAACACUCGUGUUUGGCAUUGAGAACGAUAUGGAUUUUGCAAAGGAGCUGAUCAGAGAAGAAUCUGUGCUCGUGCUGCCAGGCUCUGUCAUUGGAUUGAAGAACUGGAUCAGGAUCUUCUUUGGAAUUCCUGCAGAUGUACUGAGGGAGGCUUGUGACAGGAUCGAGUCUUUCUGCAAGAGGAGGCAGAUUAAGAGCUCAAGCAUUCUGUGACCACAUGCUACCAAAAUAACAUCCACAUGAUAUCUAUCCAUGUAUAUGUAUCCAUGUAUAUACACAUAUAUAGGGUUGAUAGAUGCACUGUAAUAGUAACAAGCACCAGAAAACCCCACUGCAGUAGCAAUUUAAAUGUAAUAACAUUUGUAUGUAAAUUUUGGAACAGGUGAUAAUAAUGACACUUGCCAUAGUAAAAUGUUUAUUUUA
Musa acuminata AAA Group (dessert banana) is the source of this 1673-nucleotide messenger RNA. Its product is annotated as nicotianamine aminotransferase 1-like. The transcript is spliced from 8 exons. Lineage: Eukaryota; Viridiplantae; Streptophyta; Magnoliopsida; Zingiberales; Musaceae. The record is from RefSeq and is a predicted model, not a curated record. Bases 141 to 1463 code for a protein of 440 amino acids. Gene Ontology annotation, biological process: L-tyrosine catabolic process; biosynthetic process. Gene Ontology annotation, molecular function: L-tyrosine:2-oxoglutarate transaminase activity; pyridoxal phosphate binding.